AUGGCACCUAGACUCCCUCCUCCACCCCAACCUAACGAGCCUGAUGCGUCCAACAACGCUAGGUUGUUGGAGACAGUAAUAGACCGCUUGCAGCAGCAGAACAAUACACUGAUGGAACAAAAUGCCACCCUAAUGCAGCAGAAUCAGAGUGCCAUGCAGAGUUUGGAAGCUUCACGUGCCAACUCUGAAACCACGCAAAGACAACUAAUGGAAAUCCUAGCAGCGACUAGGCAUCAUUCAGGGGCGUCCUCUUCCAACGCUGCCCCGCCUACUGCCGAAUGGAGCUUGGAGAGUUUCCUCCAACACCAUCCUGCUAAGUUCAGUGGAAAGGGUAUCCCAGACGAAGCGGACCAGUGGUUGAGGGAUAUAGAGAAGAUCUUCAACGCCAAACGAUGCCCGGAUGAGAACAGAUUGGCGUACGCUGAGUAUUUACUGACUGGAGAAGCGAGUCAUUGGUGGUCGAGCGCUAGAGCUAUUCUUACGGACGCGCAACAACCGAUCACCUGGGAAGUAUUUAGAGGCAAGUUCUAUGAGGAGUACUUUCCAGAUAGCGUCCGGUUUGCCAAGGAAGUUGAGUUUCUACAAUUGGUUCAGGGGAGUAUGUCCAUUUCCGAGUACACCAAUAAGUUCAAGCACUUGGUGAGGUUCAACACUAUGGCGACGAGUGAGCAGUGGCAGUGUAGAAAGUUUGAAAAUGGACUGAGAAGUGAUCUUAAGGUGUUGAUCUCCAGUUUGUGCAUUCGGUCGUUUCCAGCCAUGGUUGAGAGGGCUAAAGUGUUAGAGAAAAAUAUGGCUGAGGCGGAACAACAUAAGAAACAACAGGCGUCGAGAGGACCAGUCAUGUCGAGACCUAAUGUAAAUCGGAACAGGACCCCAUACGCUCGUCCAGCCCAGUCGAGUGGUUCGCAAGCUGUGGUAGUUGCUGGACAAGCAAAUCAACAAGGGCCGGUCAGAUGUUUUCAGUGCGGAGGACCUCACUUUAGAUCUUCAUGCCCUCAGUUGGUUGGAGGGAAAUAUUGCACUCGUUGUAAAAGAAAUGGUCACCUGGAGAACGAGUGUAAUAUGGGCGGACGUGCAGUGAUGAGGCCGCCGAACGCUGGGAGGACUCAACAAGGAAGAGGUGGAAGAGCCCAAGCUGUGGGGCGAGUAUAUGCGAUCACUGGUGCAGAAGCAGCGAGCUCAGGUACGCUCGUCACUGGUACCUGCUUAGUUCAUGGAAUUCCUUGCUGUGUGUUGUAUGAUUCUGGGGCAACACACUCCUUCAUCUCGAAGGCGUGCGUUGAUAAGUUGGGGUUAACCGAGAGUGAGAUGCAGUUCGACUUGGAAUUAGAAGUGAUUCUGGGAAUGGAUUGGCUGAAUACCAAUCGCAUCCUCAUAGAUUGUGGGGCUAAGGAGUUGAUUUUUCCUGAGGAAUGUGAAGAAGAGUUAGGAGUGACGCUCAUUCAAAUUAAAGAAGAUAUAAUGGAAGGCGCCAGUUGCUUCUUGAUCAUGACGCAUGAAGACCGAGAGCUGGCGGAUAAGAGUUUUGAACGUUCGUUCAAUAAGUACGCUGAAGGACGAACGGUUGUGGACGAAUUCCCGGACGUUUUUCCGGAUGAGACUUGGUAA
Vigna angularis (adzuki bean) is the source of this 1608-nucleotide messenger RNA. RefSeq lists its product as uncharacterized. The record is from RefSeq and is a predicted model, not a curated record. The coding region runs from base 1 to 1608 and encodes 535 amino acids. Gene Ontology annotation, molecular function: zinc ion binding; nucleic acid binding. Lineage: Eukaryota; Viridiplantae; Streptophyta; Magnoliopsida; Fabales; Fabaceae. The transcript has 3 exons.